Ricinus communis (castor bean) is the source of this 744-nucleotide messenger RNA. RefSeq names its product 17.5 kDa class I heat shock protein-like. Gene Ontology annotation, biological process: response to heat; protein folding; protein complex oligomerization. Bases 121 to 594 code for a protein of 157 amino acids. NCBI's taxonomy places the organism in Eukaryota, Viridiplantae, Streptophyta, Magnoliopsida, Malpighiales, Euphorbiaceae. The record is from RefSeq and is a predicted model, not a curated record. The transcript has a single exon.
CCUACGUCCCUGCUUCAUGUCAACAAGAACAAGAAGCAAAUUCUUAGCUACAUUUGCCACAACAACCCAAUACUAAAACCGUUUCCAUUUCAGAACUAAAGCCCCUUAAGAAGGUUAAAGAUGGCAAUGAUUCCAAGCAUCUUCGGUAACCCAAGAAGCAACUUCUUCGAGCCCUUCUCCUCUUUCGACCUUUGGGAUCUAUUUAAAGACUCUCCAUUUCCUACUUCAUCUUCAAUUCUGUCUCGUGAAAAUUCUGCAUUUGUCAAUGCACGCGUAGACUGGAAGGAGACUCCAGAAGCUCAUGUAUUCAAAGCGGAUCUCCCCGGACUUAAAAAAGAGGAAGUGAAAGUGGAAAUUGAGGAUGACAGAGUUCUUCAAAUCAGCGGAGAAAGGAAUGUGGAGAAGGAAGACAAGAAUGAUACUUGGCAUCGUGUGGAGCGCAGCAGCGGCAAGUUCUUGAGGAGGUUUAGGCUGCCAGAGAAUGCGAAGAUGGAUCAGGUUAAAGCUUCCAUGGAGAAUGGAGUUCUCACUGUCUCUGUUCCAAAACAGGAAGCAAAGAGACCUGAUGUUAAGGCCAUUGAGAUUUCUGGUUGAGCUGUAAAUCAUAUGGAACAAGAAGAAGAGAUAACAAGGAUGUUACUUCUGAUCUUUACAAGUUAAUGUUUGUUGGCAAUAUUAUGUGUUUGAUGUAAUUUUUAUCUCUUGAAUAAAAAUAAUAUAUAUCAGCUUUCAUAAUAUGUUCUA